UAGAAGAGAUUGCCAACUCAUUGUAUUUCUGUCUGAUAACCAGUAAACACGCAUUUCUCAAUUUCCUCGCUUAAAGUUGGACUGUGUUCAUCAUUGGUAACAUAUCUGGAGUGUAGAUAUAAAAGUGAGGUUGGUGAAAUAUAUUCAUUAUCUUUUGAACAGAUUUACUCAAAAUUUUCAGGGCUAAUCUAUCUAAUCAACCUUUGUAUAUAAUUAAUAAUUAAGUGAUUGUAUUAUCCACUGUGCUUUCAAAACCUGAUUCAGAAGUUAAUAAUAGUAUUAAUAUCUAUAGAAAAUGGAAAAUUCACCAUCGACUAAAGGAGAAACAAUGGAUCUAACUGAUCUAACUACACAAUUACAACAAGAUCAUCGGUCUUUAAGAGAAGAACAUACACAAUUACAACAAGAUCAUCGUUCUUUAAGAGAAGAACAUACACAAUUACAACAAGAUCAUGGUUCUUUAAGAGAAGACCAUAAACAAUUACAAAAAAAAGUUCGCUUGUUAACAGAAGACAUAGCACAAUCACAAUUACUGAAAGAUCAUGGUUCUUUAAGUGAAGAACAUACACAAUUACAACAAGAUCAUCGUUCUUUAAGAGAAGAAAAUGCACAUUUACAAAAAGAUCAUCGUUCUUUAAAAGAAGAAAAUACACAAUUACAACAAGAUCAUCAUUCUUUAAAAGAAGAACAUACACAAUUACAACAAGAUUGUCGUUCUUUAAGAGAAGAACAUACACAAUUACAACAAGAUCAUCGUCCUUUAAUAGAAGAAAAUACACAAUUACAACAAGAGCUAGCUGACAAACGGGGCGAAGUUGAAGAACAGAGUAUAAGAUUGGAAAGUAGCAUCAUAAACACUUCUCCAAUAACACCUCCAACUCACGUUGUGGCUCUUGUAUGUAUAACGAAAAAUAAAUACAAAUUGGUGAGAGUUCUAAGAACAUAUCUUGAAUCUACACUAAAAGAUAUACAAAAGGAGUACGAUUUGUCAGACAUUACAAAUUGGGAAAGGGAGGGGCGUCUUUGGAAAUGUGACACACCUAACUCUAUUAACACAGCUUAUUUGGUUCGUGAAAUAUUAAAAAACCACAAUGUGCGUGUGGAUGGAAAUAGACAACUAAUUUUCUGGAGCUAUGGCAUGAACCAUUUGAUUGAUAUCAUCUUAGCUUACCAAAAUGCAGCAGGAGGAGGAGACCGAAGAGCAAAAGAGGUGUUUCAAAGACUAAACCUGUAAAAGAAAAAAAUUGAAGAAUAAUGAUUGAAUAGUCUGCUAAACUGGAGAACAGUGGUUGGCUGUUCGUCAUGACCUUGCUGUUUUAUCACAUUUUAAUUCAAAAUCAUUCGUCUUUUGGUUAUGCUAAGUAGUUUAUAAAAACAACCAGAAACCAAGGAUGUAGCCAGUGAAGUGGUUCUAGGGAUCCAGAACCCCCUCCAAAUUUUUUAUUAUUUCAAUUACUUUUUUAGUAAACGGUUAUUAUUAUUUAAAUAAUUAAGUAUCCUAUUACUGAAAUAUACUGCUGAAAGAUUGUUCUCAACACAGAUACGAGUCAAGAACUU
This is a messenger RNA of Homalodisca vitripennis (glassy-winged sharpshooter), 1557 nucleotides long. RefSeq names its product protein Daple-like. Bases 296 to 1234 code for a protein of 312 amino acids. Lineage: Eukaryota; Metazoa; Arthropoda; Insecta; Hemiptera; Cicadellidae. The transcript has 2 exons. The record is from RefSeq and is a predicted model, not a curated record.